Eutrema salsugineum is the source of this 1642-nucleotide messenger RNA. Its product is annotated as probable serine/threonine-protein kinase PBL2. Gene Ontology annotation, molecular function: ATP binding; protein kinase activity. Lineage: Eukaryota; Viridiplantae; Streptophyta; Magnoliopsida; Brassicales; Brassicaceae. Gene Ontology annotation, biological process: protein phosphorylation. The record is from RefSeq and is a predicted model, not a curated record. The transcript has 6 exons. Bases 223 to 1509 code for a protein of 428 amino acids.
CUUCUUUAUAAUUUUUUUUUUUUUGUAAUAUUUCCAUUCUAUGAACUUCUCUAUUCGGCUUAGUAGACAUUGCGCCGCCGAAACUUUUUGUGCUACCCUCUUUGUGGCUCUGUUCUUGUCCUGAUUUUCUGUUUCGUUGCUCAACAAGAACACCAGCUUUGUCUACUUGAGAAUUUUCAAGCUGCUUUUAAUUAUCUAAUUUCGUUUUUCUUUCUAUCUGAAAUGGGUAAUUGCUUAGAUUCAUCAGCUAAAGUGGAUAGUACUAGUACCAGCCAUAGCCCACUUGCUAAUUCUGCUUCUUCGGCAUCAAAAGUUUCGAGCAAGACAAGCCGUUCAACGGUUCCUUCAGGACUAAGCACAAACUCUCACAGCACAGGGAGCAGUUUAGGAUCAUUACCAACGCUUAGAACAGAAGGAGAGAUACUCUCAUCACCAAAUCUAAAAGCCUUCUCUUUCAACGAGCUCAAGAACGCAACCAAGAACUUUCGUCCUGAUACUCUACUAGGCGAAGGAGGUUUCGGUUGUGUAUUCAAAGGAUGGAUUGAUGAAACAACUCUUACUGCUUCAAGACCUGGUUCCGGAAUCGUUGUUGCUGUUAAGAAGCUUAAACCUGAAGGUUUCCAAGGUCAUAAAGAGUGGUUGACUGAAGUAAACUAUCUUGGUCAACUUAGUCACCCAAAUCUUGUAUUACUAGUUGGGUAUUGCGCAGAAGGCGAAAACCGGCUUCUUGUGUAUGAAUUCAUGCCUAAAGGAAGCUUGGAGAAUCAUCUUUUUAGACGUGGUGCGCAGCCACUUACCUGGGCUAUAAGGAUGAAAGUGGCAGUAGGUGCAGCUAAAGGGCUUACUUUUCUUCAUGAAGCCAAGUCACAAGUGAUAUACAGAGACUUCAAAGCUGCUAACAUUCUACUCGACUCUGAUUUCAAUGCUAAGCUUUCGGAUUUUGGUUUGGCGAAAGCAGGUCCCACUGGAGAUAAUACACAUGUGUCCACAAAAGUCAUGGGUACUCAGGGAUAUGCAGCUCCUGAAUAUAUAGCCACAGGUAGAUUGACGGCAAAGAGUGAUGUGUACAGCUUCGGAGUGGUAUUACUGGAACUAAUAUCAGGACGACGUGCCAUGGACAAUUCAAAUGGGGGAGUCGAAUAUAGUCUUGUGGACUGGGCAAGACCUUACCUUGACGAUAAGCGAAAGCUUUUUCGCAUAAUGGACACGAAACUAGGCGGCCAAUAUCCACAAAAGGGAGCUUACGCAGCUGCUAGUCUUGCGUUGCAGUGCUUAAACCCCGAGGCAAAGCUCAGGCCGAAAAUGUCUGAGGUUUUAGUCACAUUAGAACAGCUAGAAUCCGCUGCUAAACCUGGAACCAAACACACUCCGACGGUAUCUCCAAGAGCUCGUCAUUCCUCUGCUGUGCAGAAAUCUCCGGUAAGAUAUAGCCAAGAUCGGCCUCUAAUGCACUUAACCCCUCGCGCAUCGCCUUUGCCUUCUUACAAUCAAUCUCCGCGUGUAAGAUGAUAAGUAAAUAGCUCAUACUCUGAGCUUGUAUGUCUAAUAUAUGUAAAAAUGCAGGUUUUGGGAUUCAGGUUAAUCUAUGUAUAAUUGGAGAUGAGUGAAAAGAAAUAUAUUAUACAGAGAAAAACUAUUUACU